AUGUCGGCUAGCCAGCCUAAACAUAAAGAAACUCUUCUCCACCUUGUGAUGAAAUUGGGCUUGAUUAAACUUUCACAGUUCUUAGCAGCCCAGCCUGGAGGGUCAUCAGCAUUAGCACUGCCUAAUGAGGAUGGAGCAACACCGUUAGAUUUGGCUUUACAAAACGGGCACUCCAAACUUGUUGAGGUUUUCGCGAAUUUCCAGGGCAGUCACUUGCUUGACAUUUCAAGAGCGGAGAUCAGUGAGGGUGCUUGUGUGCAGUUUGUUCAUUCAUCAGGAGCUCUGACGCUGACAUUUAGCCACACCGCACAGCACUUGCUGUUCUUCCGAAAAUACUUCUGGGACAGAUCUCUUCUUUACCAGAGUAUUAAUUCAAACCAAGUUGAGACAGUGGAAGGUCCAAAAAUGCCCUGCAGUACAACAAGCUCUGUAGAAGGUUCUGUGAACUUGGCGUCUGACCAGUUGUCCCAGGAUGAUGCAAAGCCUUUCCUAGACUCGGUGACUCCUGAAGAAAAUGAAGAUCAUGUCCUGUUGGGUAUAGAGCAAAGACACUCUACCCUUGAUGUUCUCAGGAAACUCAAGGCUCCACCUACUUUCUUUGCUGCAACCAAACUUACUGCCAUGUUGAGUGGAAGUGAUGAAGUAUAUGCAAACUGCAUGUUAGUAGACCAAGUAAGCUUAUGUUUGAAUAGCAUUCAUUUUUUUUCUCUGCAGGCUGAACAGCUCCAGCUUGGAGACAUCAGUUCUAUCCCAAUGGCUAAGAGCUCUUCAUCUCCCUCCCUUGAGGAGAAUGAUCAAUAUAUAUACAUUCCAAAUGAAGGAAAUCAAAGGCCAGUGAAAAAUGGAGAAGACGAGGAUUUAAGACAUACUGUUUCACCUUCUGAUCCAUAUGGAGCAGAUUCAUGUCUUCCAUUCAAGACCCAUGGACUUACUAAGGAUCGAGGCCAACAUUAUGCUGACGUGAGAAAAAGAAGUUCAAGUCUUGAUGACCUUGAAGUAGAUGGUGGAAGUGGAGGUGUUUUGGACAGAUCUCACAUUCACUACCCUCACCUGAGCUCUUCAGAGACCAUGGCUGGUAGCAGUGAUGGAUUAGAUUUACCUACCGAUCUGCAGCCCAAGGAAUGCACAGUGUUUGGGAUUCGAUCACGCUCCUAUUCCUGCUCCUCACCCAAAGGUUUAUUAGGAAGACCUCGCAUUCCUCGGGACUUCUCAGUUGGGGAUUCAAAUGACGAUGGAGUGCUCAUGAACAGUGGUCGAUCCCUACUUCAGGCUCUUUCACUCUCUAAGUCAGUGUCUCUGCUCCACCCUUGUAAGCGGGCAUACAGUCUGCCGGAGCAGUCCCGAGAGAAAAGGAUUCAGGAGGAGGAAUGGAGUAAAUCUAUUACACCCUCAAAAAAUGAGUCUGAAAAAUGUAAAGUGAGUCGGACUUUCAGCUUUCUGAUGAACAGAAUGACCAGCACACGGAAUAAGUGCAAGACAAAAGGUAAAGAGACCAAAGAUAAAGAGAAACUGAACAGGCAUAAUUUUACAAAUGGGACCUUCUCAGGAGUUAUCCCAUGUAUGGCCUGUGAAAAAGCCCUCCUAGGAAAGGAGUCGCUACAGUGCUCUCAUUGCAGUGUGACUGUGCAUAAGAGCUGCAAGGAGUGUGCUCCUGUGUGCACCAAGAAAUCCCAGGAGAGGUGCCAUAAUAAAAACAAAACCCAAGCUUGUGUAACAAAUUCCCUGCCUGGAGACAUUUCCCAGAUGGUGCUCCCUUCAGUGCAUCCUUCCUCCUCUGUGCCUGUUGGACUGUCUGCUGGAAGGAGGGAAGCCCUGCAACAGUCCCACUUCUUAUCCAAAAGCGUCCCCAGUGCCAGUUUUGAAAGAAGAUCUGUGCUGUUUUCUGAACAAGACUCUGAGACUAGCACCUGGAGGUCCAAGUCCCAGUCUGAAGAGAUGUUGCAAGCAUUAGGGACCUUUUCUUCAAUGGAUCCUUUUAUGAUGGAAGAUGAUGUGGAUUUGUCUCAGUGGACUGAUCUCUACACAGAUGCACAAGAGUUUGAGGCAGAGUCCUGGAGUCUUGUUGUGGAUCCAACGUUCUGUAGUAAGCAAGAAAAGGAUGUCAUCAAGAGGCAGGAUGUAAUUUUCGAGCUGAUGCAAACAGAAGUGCAUCACAUCCAUACGCUGUUCAUUAUGUCUGAAAUAUUCAGGAAGGGGAUGAAGGAAGAACUGCAGCUGGACCACAGUACAGUGGACAGAAUAUUCCCCUGCUUAGAUGAGCUGCUAGAGUUGCACAGGCAGUUCUUCUGCAGGAUGAAGGAGAGACGACAGGAAUCAUGCGAGGCAGGGAGCGAAUGUAAUUUUGUCAUCAGCAGAAUUGGAGACAUCCUUGUGCAGCAGUUUUCAGAGGAAAAUGCAACUAAAAUGAAGAAAAUAUAUGGAGAAUUUUGCAGCCAUCAAAAAGAAGCUGUUAAUCUCUUCAAAGAGCUGCAACAAAACAAGAAGUUUCAGAAUUUUAUUAAACUGAGAAAUAGUAACCUGUUGGCACGACGCCGAGGAAUCCCUGAGUGCAUUUUGCUCGUCACCCAGCGUAUCACCAAAUACCCUGUUCUGGUUGAAAGGAUAUUGCAAUACUCAAAAGAAGGAACAGAAGAACAUACAGACCUGUGCAAAGCCCUUCGUCUAGUUAAGGACAUGAUCACAGCUGUAGAUCUGAAAGUGAAUGAAUAUGAGAAGAAGCAAAAGCUACUGGAAGUUCUCAGUAGAACUGACAACAAAACAUAUACAAAGCUGAAAAAUGGCCACGUUUUUAGGAAGCAAGACUUGAUGAGGAAAGAGAGAAUACUUCUUCAUGAAGGUUUGGUGUACUGGAAGACAGCAACCGGUCGUUUCAAAGACAUCUUAGCUCUGCUUCUAACUGAUGUACUGCUCUUCUUGCAAGAAAAAGAUCAAAAAUACGUCUUUGCAGCUGUUGACCAGAAGCCUUCCAUUAUCUCCCUUCAGAGGCUCAUAGUAAGAGAAGUAGCCAAUGAAGAAAGGGGGAUGUUUCUGAUUAGCGCUUCUUCUGCAGGGCCUGAGAUGUAUGAAGUUCACACCAACUCCAAAGAGGAACGUAACAACUGGAUGAGGCACAUUCAAGAUGCAGUGGAAAGUUGUCCAGAGGAAGAAGAAGGAAAAAGGAGUGAAUCUGAUGAGGACAGACGUAUUGCUGAAGCCAAAGCAUCCAGAAUUCAGAAAUGUCAAGAGUCACUGAGUUACCAGGACCAGCAGAUCUGUAGUUAUUUGGAAGAGAAGUUGCAUAUCUAUGCAGAACUGGUAGAUAUAAGUGGGUUUGAGGAUGUUCAUGUAGAACCUCACCUCCUUAUCAAACCUGAUUCUGGAGAAACUCCACAGGCUACUUCAUUGUUGACAGCAGCACUCAGAGAAGUUGAAAGUCUCCAUGUUGCUGUAAAGACAGCACAACUGAGUGAAACAGACGGAUCACCAGGGGAAAAUACUGAGGAGUUAAGUGUGAAGCACAGAUUUAGUGCUAAUGAAAUCUUGGAAUCUGUUCCUGGUGAUGCAGAAAUAAAAGAAGUUGAAGAGCCAUCUGAAGUCGAUGUCAGUGUUGAAACGGAAAUGGCAGAUGCCAAUCUAGAGGAUAAGGGAGGAAGUAUGAGUUUCCCAGGGUCUACAGGGACAGAGGUUGUACAAGCAAUCCAGAAUUUAACCCGCCUCUUGUACAGCAUACAGGCAGCACUAGCUAUCCAGGACAGCCACAGAGAACUCCAUAGGUUACUCCUGCUAGAGAAUGAGAAGACUGGUCGGGUCCGUGGUUCUCGGCUAAACCUCCUUCUGGAACAAGAAAAAUACCGGAAUCUGGAAAAACAAAGGGUGGAGCUGGCCAACAUACACAAACUGAAGCAGCAGUUUCAGCAAGAGCAGCAGCGGUGGCUGCGUGAAUGUGACCAGCGGCAGCAGGAGCAGGAGGCGAGGGAGAGCCGGCUGGGGCAGCGGGCAAGGGAGUGUGGGUGCCAAGAGGAGCUGCUGGAGCGGAGCCAGCAAGGCUUGGCACUGCAGCUGCAGGAGUACCAGCAGAGCCUGGAGAGGCUCCAGGAGGGGCAGAAAAUGGUGGAGAAAGAAAGAGACAGUGUGAACAUGCAGAAGAGGGUCUUCUGGCACUGGAAGCACAGUCAAAAGAGUAGCCUCUUGUCAUCCACAGACAACAAUGAGAUAAUAGGACAUAAUCAGUCGGACAGCUUACAUGGUGAAAAUACGUUCUACUUAAAUGAAGCUGUAGUGUGUGUGUCUCUAAACAGUCUCAACAGAUCAGAUUCUUCUCUCGUUUAUGAGGACGGUGUGCCUGGGCUGAACAUCUCCAAUUCGGAUAUAGCAAGGACUAAUGAAAGUCAGAUGGAUCUCAAAAUGGACACUUCUUGUCAGCCAGCGUUAACCAGUGCACUGUGGAAAUCCACUGGUCCUUACCAGCAGAUGUCUUUUUCCUGCAAAAGCAACAAGGAUGCCUUUAAUAAUGGUAAUUAA
Messenger RNA from Apaloderma vittatum (bar-tailed trogon), 4500 nucleotides. RefSeq names its product Rho guanine nucleotide exchange factor (GEF) 28 (gene ARHGEF28). Gene Ontology annotation, molecular function: guanyl-nucleotide exchange factor activity. Lineage: Eukaryota; Metazoa; Chordata; Aves; Trogoniformes; Trogonidae. Gene Ontology annotation, biological process: cell morphogenesis; regulation of Rho protein signal transduction. Bases 1 to 4500 code for a protein of 1499 amino acids. The record is from RefSeq and is a predicted model, not a curated record. The transcript is spliced from 33 exons.